Messenger RNA from Scaptodrosophila lebanonensis, 2585 nucleotides. RefSeq names its product tumor necrosis factor receptor superfamily member wengen (gene wgn). Gene Ontology annotation, molecular function: protein binding. NCBI's taxonomy places the organism in Eukaryota, Metazoa, Arthropoda, Insecta, Diptera, Drosophilidae. The record is from RefSeq and is a predicted model, not a curated record. The transcript has 5 exons. The coding region runs from base 402 to 1619 and encodes 405 amino acids.
GCUGUGGAUCGCCUGCGAUCGUUUAGGUGGCCUGAAGAAUAAAUAGAAAAAGGCGUAUUAUUAAGCGUAUUAUAAUUUAAAAUAAACACGCGUCGGAACUUUGCAAGUGCCUUUUUUUUAAACAUAACGUUUAGUUUAAUGCGAAUUAUUUUAUAAACUUAAGAAGGAAAAAAUCGUAGUGAGCAGAUGCUAACAUUUUAUUUUUUUAAGUGUUUUAAUUGUGCUUACAAGUAUAAUAAAUUGCAAUUCUAUUAUGCACUGCAAUUAUUUGAUUGAUUAAAUGAUUGAUUGAGACGAAGAGUGUACGCAGAGAGAAAACAGGCUAAAACCUACGCAUGAAUUUUAAAAAAGAAUCGAGUCUAAAACAACGCUAGAGAAAGUACGUACUGCUAUAUACUCGUAUGCAGAAACGCAGAGCGGAGAAACGAGCGAAAAAAAGCGAAACAAAUAAGCAGCAAAAUAAUGCAGCAGCAACUGCAGCAACUACAACGAAACUAACAACGAACAGCAGUAGUAAUAACUUCAUCAACAACAACAACUUAACACUAAUAGCAACAACAUUAAACGCACCUAUGGAGGCACAUUUUUACACAACGCGUAGCAAGCGAAGGCGAAGGCGCAGCCAAAUUCUAAACGUGGCUGACGACCACACAGAAUUAGCAACAGAAACAUCAAUACCAACACCAACACCAACAGCAGCAGCAACAGCAGCAACAGCAACAACAAUAGCAAUCCCUGCAACAUCUCCAACAACAAUAGCAGCGAGAAGCGCAACAGCCAGAUGCAGUCAACCAACACUGCUCCAAAAUGCAUUUCACACUUUCAACAUCUUGAGCAGCAGAUGCUGCAGUCGCGCCACCGCCUAUAUGGCCCUCCUGCUGCUCUCCACAACCGCCUGUUCCUUGUGCGCCUCCGCCAGCUCACCAUGCGAGCCGAACCACUGGUGGGAUCCUGUGCAGGACAAAUGCAUGCCCUGCACCCAAUGCCAGGGUGAAAUGAUACCGUUGCGUCCCUGCCAACUGCAUCGCGAUACCAUCUGUGGCUCCAUCUACGACUUGAACAUUGACUGGGUGGUGCUGGCCAAGACCGAACCCAACUGGAAGGAGCGCCGGAAGUCAGAGUAUGAGCAUUUCGAGCACGAUUCUGUACCGCUGCAGCAUUUGACGCACGAGCAACUGCAACAGUUGCAUGAGGAGGCUGCGGCCUUGCCCUUGGAUUGGCAAACAGGCCUGCUCUUCAUGGCCGUCUUGGCCUGUUUGCUCUUCUUCUCGGUAGCCGCCUGCAUACUCAUACAUCAUAUGCGUCAAUGGCGACGCAUGGAAAGGCGUUUGGAUCAAGAUGUGGAGGAGCUGUCAACGAAACUAAUGGCCAAGUUGGCCGAAGUCCAGAGCCUGGAGGGUGGCACAUUCUUUAUAGGCAAUGCGGACGCGCUUCGCGGCAUGAGUGCGACGACGGCGUCGGCGGUGGCGACGCACACAGCGGCCAGUUCGGCAAUCUUUCAGCCACAACAUGUGCUAUUGCCGGAUAAACACGGCAAGAAUCACCACGAGCGACGCAUUCUGAAGACGCUGCAGCCGGGCAAUGUAUACAUUGAGGAGAACGGCAGCUCCAAGGGCUGAGCGCAGCCUGCUCUGAGUUUAAAACUACUUAAAAAGUUGCGCUUAUUUAAUGGGAAAUAUACAUAAAUGCAAUAACAUCUACCAUGAGAAAUUAUCUAAGAAAUACAUAUAUUGAAAGAAAGAAGAAAAAAAAUUGAAAAAUCUUCAAUUUGAAAAUGCAUAAAAAAAGGGAUGACAAAAAAAUAACUAUUUGUUUAAGCCUCUAUGCCAACGCGCCCAUAACUUCAACUUUGAAUUAUGUACGAGUGUGUUUUUUUUUCUUUGCUAAUAAUUUAAUCUAAAUGUUAUGUUGACUUGUUUGUAAUGCAAAAAGAGUUGAGGAAUAUUAGGAGGAGGUAUAAUCAAUUAAUAAAAAGUGGUAAACAAAAUUUGUAAAUAAAACAGAAAUUCAUAAAUUAUGUUUUCUUCUUACGUUCGUUUCCUUGUUGCGCAACAAUGACGAACAUUUCGAAUACAUGAAAUAAAUUUAUAGUAUAUAUACACACAUAUAUACAUUAAUAUAGAGCAUACAUAUGAACUAAACUAAUAUUAACAGAAUCAAAAAUUUUUACUUAAUGUAAAUAUUAAGGCGAGCGAAAAGGCGACAAUCAAGCAAUAUCGGAAGCAUAUCAAUGAGAACUACUACUUCCUACUAUAUAGGGGCAUAUAGUUGUGCAUAUAUAUCAUAUGUAGUACAUACACACACUUAUGUAUAUACAUACAUACAUACAUGUGCAACACUUUAAAUAUAUCGUUUGAACAACAACAUUUGAAAACAAGUGAACAAAUGCCUGACAACAUUCAAUCAAAAUACAAAAUGUCCUUUAAUUGAAUGGAUUUCAGCUUUUGUUAACAUCCGUAAAAGCUAUUCAUAUGUGGCGCGGCAUUAGGGCUGCAAAUAAUUAAAUAAUACAAACAACAAUGAAAUGAAAACGUUUAUAUUUUAAGUGCGAUAGAUGUGUUACAAUAAAACUUUUUAUUAAUUAA